This is a messenger RNA of Phaeoacremonium minimum UCRPA7, 1038 nucleotides long. Its product is annotated as putative aldo keto reductase protein. Gene Ontology annotation, cellular component: cytoplasm. The record is from RefSeq and is a predicted model, not a curated record. The coding region runs from base 1 to 1038 and encodes 345 amino acids. The transcript is spliced from 2 exons. NCBI's taxonomy places the organism in Eukaryota, Fungi, Ascomycota, Sordariomycetes, Togniniales, Togniniaceae.
AUGCCCCUCAGGAUGACAGUGUCAAAGUAUCCGCAGAGAAAGCUUGGGGACACCCUCGUGUCGGCACAAGGACUGGGAUGCAUGGGCAUGACUCACCAGUACUCGUCAUUUGGCGGCUACAACGACCAGGAAUCACUCAGAGUCCUCACGCGCGCUGCUGACCUGGGCAUCACCUUCUGGGACACAAGCGACAUCUAUGGGCCCUUCACCAACGAGGAGCUCAUCGGUCGCUGGUUCAAGGAGACCGGGCGCAGAGACGAGAUCUUCCUGGCAACCAAGUUCGGCAACAAGUAUGACACUGUCACUGACAAGACCACCAUUGAUGGGUCGCCCGAGUACGUGAGGCAGGCGUUGAGUGACAGCCUAAAGAGACUGAACACCGACCACGUGGACCUCUAUUAUCAGCACCGGGUAGACUUCAACACACCCAUCGAGAAGACGGUCGAAGCAAUGGCACAGUUGAAGGCCGAGGGCAAGAUCAGGUAUCUAGGCCUCUCGGAGUGCUCCGCACGUACUCUCCGUCGGGCCCAUGCGGUCCAUUCCAUCGCCGCUGCGCAGAUGGAGUUCUCCCCGUUUGCCUUGGAAAUUGAAUCGGAGCAGACAAACUUCCUCGCUACGGCCAGGGAGCUGGGUGUCAAGAUUGUGGCCUAUUCACCGCUUGGCCGCGGCUUUCUGACAGGGACUAUCAAGAGCCGGGCCGAUUUUGACGAGGGUGACAACCGCCUAAACCAUCCUCGGUUCUCAGAAGAGAACUUCGCAGACAAUCUGAGAUUGGUGGAGACGUUGUCGGCGCUCGCCAAAGAAAAAGGCACUACCCCUAGCCGGCUGGCGCUUGCUUGGGUGCUUGCUCAGGGUGACGCGGGAACAAAGCAUGUCAAGUAUCUGGAGGACAAUGUUGGUGCUAUUGAUGUGCACUUUACUAAAGAAGACGAGCUCCGUGUCAGGAAGGCAAUCGAGACUGUUGGUGGUGCCAAAGGUUCCCGGUAUCCCAGCGCUAUGCUCGCCAAGUGCUUUGGGGAUUCUGUUGAAUUGGAUUAG